This is a messenger RNA of Neolamprologus brichardi, 4383 nucleotides long. The record is from RefSeq and is a predicted model, not a curated record. Lineage: Eukaryota; Metazoa; Chordata; Actinopteri; Cichliformes; Cichlidae.
CUGAGGCGGAUGAGACCAGAAACCUUUGUUCUGCCUUUUCCUCCCAGUACCGAGUAAAACCUAGAGAACGUUCAUACCUCCAACAACACUGCGCUCGUAUUUUGCUGCUUGGCGAUCGCAGAUGGUCAUUUUAUUAAUCAAACAUUUGCAGAAUUCAUUCAUUAGGCUUUAUACAUACAUUUUUUUCCCGAUAGCUACAACCCGAGGGGGACAACUGGCCAUUUUUUUCUGUCAGCUGCGAAAUGGAAAUAAAACGCGGAGCUGAAAGUGGAAGCAACCGAGGUAAUGACCUUCCCCUCCGUUAUCUUCGGCUCCUGGCCCCACCCUUGCAGCUUUUAUCAGCUGGAGUGUGGCGAGUUGUGCAGCAGGGACUCGUGGAUCACUACGGGAUGCUGGAAGAGUUUGUUACCAUGGUGACGGAGCUGGUCCCAGAGCUGAUGAGCUACAGUCAGAGGGCUCAGCUCAUCCUGGGACUCAGGGCCAGGGUCAAUAACUUGGCUGACGGGAACCCCGCAGAGAAUCUAUUAGCGGAAGAGGAAGAUACUGGACUUCUGAUCUUCACAAGCUGUAAGAAUAUAUUCCUCUUUUUUUUUCCGUGUGUGUGUUUAUAUCAGGUAACCAUCAACCACGUGGAGGAAUCGGAGGUGAACUUUGUGGAGCUGGUGCAUUCGUUACUGGAGGAUCCCUCUGAAAGAAAAUACUUUUUCCAGGAAAUCUUCCCGGUAUAUUUUGGCUCAAAGUACGACGCAGCACUAGAGAUGCUGGUGUGGGAGUUCAUAUCCAGACUGGAGGAGCUGCUGCCCGUCCCAGACUUCACACAGUUGGCCGCCUUGCUCAGAGACACUCCGUCAUUCCUAGACGACUGUUUGCAAACCCUUUUCCCCCCGGAGGACAUGAAGGCUGUACUUGAACACCACAGAAACCUCGGCCAUUUUAAAGAGAAAGAUCCCAGAUUAUUACCCAUGGAUGACUGCAUCCUCACCUCCCUGUCACUGCCUCCUGGGACCAAAACUGUCAUGGAAACAGCCUCCCGCUCACCUGCUCUCAAAGACUCGGACCACAAAGGACUUCUCAGCGCUCCCGUCAACGCAAGCAGCACGGAGAAGUCGAGGAGGAGCUCUGAGCCGAUCAGGCAAGGACCGAGGGAGACGAGGGACUCUGGCAGUUGGCAGCUGCAGGCUAGAGCUGGAAACAUUUCUCAGGAGAGGAAAGUACAAAACAUAAUUAGCACACUGCCAUGCGACGAAACCAUAGACCUCACUACAUCCAACGAGACUGCAGACACGGAUUCAGAAGCCAGUGAGAACAACCAAAGCUUGAGGGCAGCUCGCAUUCUCAGGAAGAGGAAGCUGAGCGGAGGUGUGGACGUUCCCACAAAGCAGCAGGAGGCUUCAGCUUUCUUGGAGUCCUCAGUGGAUGAUGAGAAUUCAGGUGAAUCUCCUCUCAUCUCCAUAUGGGGAGAUUAUACAGACUCUCAGGAGGGCUCUUUUCCAGUUGUAACGGACACAAAGGUUCCCUGGUCGGAUGAGGAGACGCUCCAUCUUCUCGACAUCUGGGGGAAGGACUCUGUGCAGCGAGCUCUGAAGGGCUGCUUGAAAAACCGCCACAUAUUCACCCAAAUUGCACAAAAGAUGGCAGAGAGGGGCUACAUGAGGACAGUGGAGCAGUGCCAGACGAGGAUCAAACGACUGAAGAAGUGCUUCCGUCAGAACAAGCUGGAGCAUAAAUUUUACACACAGCUCGAUCAGGUCCUCGGCUCGUCGGCUUCCUUGGCCGUUCCUGAGAUCACCUACGACGUUGAGGAAAUUAUCGAUGAAGACGAGUCCCGAGACGGUGAUGAUGACUUGCAGUUUGUCGGACAAACGGGCCAUCUGGAAAUUGGAACGAGAAGCGUUCCCUGGACAGACUUGGAGACCUUGGCCCUGAUCAACACAUGGGGCGAAGAUAAGAUGCAGCAGGAGCUGAGGGGAAUGCACAGAACCGGGCACAUUUUUUCCAUCAUAUCCAACAAAAUGGCCACACAGGGUUUCUCCCGGACGCCAGAGCAGUGCCAGACGAGGUUAAAAAGGCUGAAAUCGAACUUCAGGCAGUGCUACCAAAACAACCUGAAAGGACAGGAGCAAGUUCAGUGCAAGUUUUACAACGAGCUGGGAAGAAUUCUAGUGAAAGACUUCCCUUCAGUUCCACAGCUGGAAGAAAUACCAGGAGAACCUGAAGAACGCGACUUUCCUGCCUACACUCAUCCAGACAUGGAGUCUGCUGUGGAAAUUCAGGAGGACAGGAGGAAAGUCCCUUGGUCAGACAAAGAGACGAUCAUCCUUCUGGAGAUCUGGGGAGACCCACAGGUCCAGCAGUGCCUUAGACGCUACCCACACAACGGUCACAUUUUCACUGAAAUUUCAGAGAAGCUUGCCGCUAACGGCUACUCCCGCAGCCCCGAGCAGUGCCACACGAGGAUCAAACGCCUGAAGGGGAACUAUCGCCAGUGUCGGGAAAACAUGAGCUCAUCUGGGACUGACAGAGUCGACUUUAAAUUCUAUGAUCUGCUGGAACAAAUUUUGGAUAAGCAGCCAUCAACGUCGUCUACCAUGGUAACGGACUCCAUCGAAAUAUCAGAAGACUCCAACAGUGAAUCGGUAACAGAAAGAGACCCAGAAAUCAACAUGUCAGCCGAGAAGCCAGCAACCAGCUCUUGGACAGACGAGGAGACCCUGGUACUUGUCGAUAUCUGGGGCGAAGAAGAUCUCCAGAAGGCCCUGAGGGGUUUCGUCCACAACGGCCACGUUUACGCAGACAUUUCCGAAAGAAUGCAGGACCUCGGUUUUUCGAAAUCCUCGGAGCAGUGCCGCUGGAAGGUGAAGUCUCUGAGGAACAACUUUCGACAGUGCUACGAAAGGAAGAAAUCUGGAAGAAAAGUUGAUUACAAGUUCUACAGCCAACUGGAACAAAUACUGGGACAGGAGGCGGUUUCUCUUGAUGAGUAUGAUGAAAGGGAUGAACAAGAGGAGCAGGAUUCAGGUGCCGAUGGUUUGAACACAACGUGGACAGAGCAGGAGACGGUUGCUCUCAUCGAGGUGUGGGCCGCAGAUGAUGUGCAGCAUGGCCUGAAAAUAUGCGUCCGCAACAGUCACAUAUUCGCCGAGAUAUCUGAGAAAAUGGCCGCAAUAGGCUACCUGAGGACAGCGGAGCAGUGCCACUCCCGGAUUAAAAGGUUGAAGAAGACUUACAGGCGUUACUGCAACAGCCGCAGAAAUGGAGGGCGGCCCACGGCGUUCCGAUACUUCAACCUCCUUGCUCCGGUGCUUGGCGACGAGUCUAUGUUUGCCCCUGUGGACAGUACCGAUGCCACCUUACAACCUUUGAUGGACAAUGAGCCUGUCUUAUAUGAGCAGCCCUCGACCAGCCGCCUCCUGGUCGACCUGAGCCGAAAGAUGCCCUGGUCGGAUCAGGAGACUCGCACACUGCUGGAGAUCUGGGGUGAGGACAGCGUCCAGCUCACUCUGAAGGGCUGCCUGAAGAACCGACACGUGUUCGACUACAUCUCAGAGAAGAUGAACAACCAAGGAUUUAUAAGGACCUCGGAGCAGUGCUACACCCGCAUUAAGCGUCUUAAAUAUGGCUUCCUCCAUGAAAAGGGAGAGUUUAAAUUCUUCAAUGAGAUGGAAAAAAUCUUCAGGAAGGAACUGAAAGUCGACAACGUGGCCGCAGACACGUCGGCUGCAGAUGAGCCAGAUGACUACAUGCUCGAACUGGGCCCAAAAAAAGUCCCCUCAGGUAACCAGUGGGUGCCCGACAGCACUAAGCUGCCCUGGAGCGACGGAGAGACCGAGGCCCUACUGGACAUUUGGGGGAGCGAGGAGAUCCAGGAGAACUUAAAGGGCAGCGCCAAAAACAAACAGAUCUUCCUCCAGAUCUCUCAGGUCAUGACCAGCCAGGGCUACCUGCGCACUCCUGAACAAUGUCAGUCCAGGAUAAAGAGGCUGAGGGCUAAUUUCAGGCACUUCCUAGAAGGCAGAAAAGGAGAGAAACAAGAAUGCAAGUUUUUUGAGAAGCUGGUGCAGAUAUUUGGCAACAAGUACAUAAUAAACUCAGACCCACUGGCUGACGAUACAGCUGAAGUCAUAGAGGCAUGAAAUCAUCCACGGUGAAGAUGACGCAGCAGCAGCAGAAGGACAAAGAGGAACAUCCAGAGCAAGAACAAGAAACCGAUCUUUACUGCUGUGUUGUUUACAUGACAAAAGAGGGUCUGUCCUGUCUCACUCAAAUGUACAUUUCCCUCUGUUACCUUCUGCAGACACAAAGACCUACUUCAGGUAGCAAUUCAGUGUGUGUGUGUGUGUGUGUGUGUGUGUGUGUCCCUCAGCUUGAGUGUCUUAUUAUUUA